AUGACACCUAUGCCCGGGAGAAUAGUCUCCAACACAGAGCGCAACGUACUGCCGGCAAGCAGGCUCAUGCCGCCGGAUCUCUCCUCUCCUACGUUUGAAGAUCUACUUGAACUCGCGCUCUUUCGAGUAUACGAUGCAGCAUGGUGUCUGGACACACGACCACCAAGACUGUUUCCAACAGCUGAGACGGUCUUUGGAGGAUACUUUACGGAAGAUGACUGGCGCAUGCAUGGUGACUUGGAGACAGCAAUGGGAAGAAUGAAUUACAUGCUUUCAAACCUGCCCGAGAGAGGCGUACCGGCGAGUUGCCUCCCUACUAUUAGCUUGGUCCUGUCGUCUUCCUCUGUUCUUGCAAGUUGGAAAAAGGUCGUCCAUCUUCUGGAGGGUCAUGCCAAUGAGGAGUCCGAAUGGACCAUCAAUCAAAUGCAAAGCCAGCAGUCAAUCUCAUCACAAUUUGCGAAGUCCGACUUCAUAACAGCCCCAGUUGAUUAUAGAACAACUCUGUCUGCUUCAGUGGACGCCAUGGAGUUAUGGGACCGUUCGUUAUCGGAGAUUGCUGUACAAGUAUCUCAAGGUCAACUCGAGCACUCAAAGACCUUUCUGCAGAUCUUCGCUUUUCUGAAAGACCCGCUAGGAGGACUAGAAAGCACGUUUGACAGGGCCGUGCCAUUGUUCGCCUACAUGAUGGCUUCCCUAGAUACAAGUUUGUUACCUCCAUCUAGUUCCUUCGCUGCAGUUGCACAAGCCGCACAAGAAGCUUUGUUUCUCUCCGAUCCAAUACUAGAGAAUCUUGACUUUGUUCAUUUCUCGGGCCAUCAGCAACUGCCAUACGUGUACGUGGCCUUGAAUCAACUUCCGCGUUCGGAGUUCAGCAUCCCCAGCCACGUCCUUCACAUCAUCGAAGAAAUGCUCACCAGUGCGGAGCAAUCGGCCCUUCACACGUGUGAAAUCGCCCCAAUAUCAGUCGCCUCCUACCCAAGUCUGCCACUAGGAAAAGGGAAGCACACAACGGUAAUCAUCGACGGUAACCAUCGGGCCACGGCAACCAUGGUCCUCCGACUGAUUGCCCUGGAACCCGUCGUAUUGAAAACGCAGGAUCCAGAUGACGUGCUUAGUGCAUUCUGCGCUGACCACGGUCUCAGCCUGAAGUGGAAAAUCGACCUGGCUGAUGUCUUGGCAGCUAUCCGUGAUAGUCCGUGUUCCACAUUGAUCCGAGCCAAGAUGCACCUGGUGCAAAACUUCCGGACUUUUUACGGCCUGUCAGCAGCGACCAGCGCUAGGGGACCGUCCCCGGCUCUUAUUGCCUAUUCACCAGGCGAUCUAUAAUGAUGAGAAGUUGAAGUUUGCCUUCCCACAGGCAGGGCAGGUCCAUGGAAGAGCAGUGGGAUUCAAGCCGAUGCCACUCUUGCUUUCACCUAGCGUGGAUGUGCCUGAUCUGGCUGAUAACGCAUCAAAGGGAGAGUUUCGUGUUGAUGUUUCAACGGUUGUGGAUUUGGAACUCUGAGGACUUCUCUAUGCUGAUCUAUAUACGUAUAUGUCGAUGAUGAACUAUAUACAACUCAAGGUGCU
Messenger RNA from Aspergillus melleus, 1569 nucleotides. RefSeq lists its product as uncharacterized. The record is from RefSeq and is a predicted model, not a curated record. NCBI's taxonomy places the organism in Eukaryota, Fungi, Ascomycota, Eurotiomycetes, Eurotiales, Aspergillaceae. Bases 1 to 1326 code for a protein of 441 amino acids. The transcript has a single exon.